Coffea eugenioides is the source of this 1364-nucleotide messenger RNA. RefSeq lists its product as uncharacterized. The record is from RefSeq and is a predicted model, not a curated record. The coding region runs from base 235 to 1191 and encodes 318 amino acids. NCBI's taxonomy places the organism in Eukaryota, Viridiplantae, Streptophyta, Magnoliopsida, Gentianales, Rubiaceae. The transcript has a single exon.
GAUAUCACCAAUUCUUUUUUUUUUUUUCAGCGCAUUCUUGUUUCUUCCUUUCUUCUUCAUCUCCUUUACUUUCCUCCUACCCAAUUUCCAGAUCCCAAGAUUACUUAACCCCACAUAGAAACUCAAGAAAAACCCAGUAAUCUUCCAGACAAAUUCAUGUAUUUGUUCUGAAAACUCAAGAAUCCAUCCAUCCGUCCAUCCAUUUAUCUAUCCAGUCAACAUCAGAAAACAGCUAUGGAUCUCUCCCUGGAAGAACUCCAAUUCUUGACCAUACCAGACAUCCUAAAAGAAUCAGUUUCAAUACCAAAACAAUCUCCCAAAACCUUUUACCUCACCACGCUUUCCUUAAUCUUCCCACUUUCCUUUGCCAUUUUAGCCCACUCCCUCUUCACUCACCCCAUACUUUCUCAGCUUCAAGCUGACCCUGCUGGCUCUCACACUUCCCAAUGGACAAAGCUCCUGACUUUUCAGUUCUGUUACCUCAUCUUCCUCUUUGCCUUCUCCCUUCUUUCCACGGCUGCUGUAGUCUUCACUGUUGCCUCGCUUUACACUUCCAAGCCUGUGUCUUUCUCCUCCACAAUGGCAGCCAUCCCUUCUGUUUUUAAGAGGCUUUUCGUUACUUUCAUGUGGGUUACGCUCACUAUGGUGAUUUAUAACGUGAUUUUUAUCGGGUUUCUUGUGCUUCUGAUUAUAGCUGUGGAUACCGAAAAUGUGCCUUUGUUUUUGUUUUCGAUGGUGGUUGUUUUUGUACUGUUUUUGGUGGUUCAUGUUUAUAUAAGCGCAUUGUGGCAUUUGGCUAGUGUGGUGUCUGUUCUUGAGCCUGUUUAUGGAUUUGCGGCUAUGAAAAAGAGCUAUGAGCUGCUCAAGGGCAGAACCCGGAUUGCUUUUGGGCUUGUUUUUGGGUAUUUGGCAAUUUGUGGGGUGAUCAAUGCCCUUUUUGGUUCAAUUGUGGUUCAUGGUGGGGACUCUUAUGGUGUGCUGCCAAGAAUUUUGGUUGGUGGAUUCUUGGUUGGGGUGUUAGUGAUUGUCAAUCUUGUGGGGUUGUUGGUGCAAAGCGUGUUUUACUAUGUUUGUAAGAGCUAUCAUCAUCAGGGAAUUGAUAAGAGUGCUCUUUAUGACCAUCUUGGUGGAUAUCUUGGGGAGUAUGUGCCUCUCAAAAGCAGCAUUCAGAUGGAGAACUUGGAUGCUUAGCUUGAACUCCUGCUGGCAAGAGAGGUUAUUAAAUCCCUGUGUUGUUUCGGAUUCUCUGUAAGGAAACCAAAUGAUAUCUGUAAAGACAAAAAAUUUCAAAGGGGUGUGUGUGUUUUGUGACAAUUGUAUUUCAUUGUUGCAGUAAUAAACCUAGCUAGUUGUUAUUUUAUGUA